This is a messenger RNA of Fusarium redolens, 1146 nucleotides long. RefSeq names its product clathrin light chain. Gene Ontology annotation, biological process: intracellular protein transport; clathrin-dependent endocytosis; clathrin coat assembly. The record is from RefSeq and is a predicted model, not a curated record. Bases 246 to 962 code for a protein of 238 amino acids. Gene Ontology annotation, molecular function: clathrin heavy chain binding; structural molecule activity. Gene Ontology annotation, cellular component: clathrin coat of trans-Golgi network vesicle; clathrin coat of coated pit; plasma membrane. The transcript is spliced from 3 exons. NCBI's taxonomy places the organism in Eukaryota, Fungi, Ascomycota, Sordariomycetes, Hypocreales, Nectriaceae.
UCUGACCCACUCCAUCAAGCUCAUCGUGCUCUAUGUUUCUCACCGCCCGGCAGAAUCCGCCUCAUCAGCUAGGAUAGCCUACUUGGCAGUAACUGAAUAGGAGGACCAUAGCAACAACAUUCACUGACAAUCUUCGCAUCCGAACAAGACCUUUUCGAAUUUCCACCAGCUUCAUCCGAUAGCAUUUAAGCACCUUCCAAUAUUCACACACUCAGUAUUGAUCUUUAAAUAUCCGCGCUUUCAAAAUGGCCGACCGUUUCCCUUCGCUUGAGGACUUCGAUUCUGGGGCGCAAACCGAUAUUAAGGACCCUACUGCUGAGCCCUCAACCGAUGAUUUCCUCGCCCGCGAGAAGGCUCUUCUCGGAGAUGAUGCAGACCAGUUCGUGACCAACGAUGACACUGCUGCCUUCGCUAGUAACGAUGAUGACCUUCUCGGCGGCGCUGGCAACAAUGAGCAGUCCACUUUCGAAUCCCAGUUCCCUGACCUGACCAACCCCGAGGCUGGUACUGGCGUCUCCGGUGGAACCGCCAUCACAGGAGGACCCUCUGUAAGCUACAACUCCGGAUAUCAGGCUUUCGCCGAGGAAGAGGAAGAGCCCGAGGUCGUCAAGGAGUGGCGGGAGCGUCGUGACAACCAGAUUGCCAAGCGCGCCGAACAAUUCGCUGCGCAGCGAGAAGAGACCAUCAAGGAGGCCCAGCAGAACAUCGAUGAUUUCUACGAGAACUACAACAACAAGAAGGAGAAGGGAAUCGCGCAGACACGAAAGGAAGCUGAAGAGUUUUUGGCAAGCCGAGAGGACACCGUCUCUGGUGGCACCAGCUGGGAUCGUAUCGCCAAGUUGGUGGAUGUUAGCGGCAAGGGUGCCAAGGGAGGUGCCUCUGGAUCUGGCAAGGAGCGAUUCCGAGAGUUGCUAGUCAGCCUACGAAAGGACGAAAAGGCGCCCGGCGCCACAGGCUAUUAGAACAAGCCCGAUUGGAUUUUUUUCCAACUAUCCGCGGAUGGAGUCGCAGGUCCGGUGCAGUGCGCGCUAGACGUUGCUUUUUGAGGCAUGCAACUUUCUUGAGUUCUUCAUGUAUUCUAAAGUUUUGGGAGUCCGGGUUUAAUGGCAAUGACGUGUGAAUAGAGGGCACGAUUUGACAACAGGU